CGCCCGCGGAGGGGCCGGUGCCGGGGUUCGCGCCUUCGGCUGCGCGCGCGAUUCCCGGCGGUCCCGUCUGCCCUCACGGCUAUGGCUGAGAGCGCCGGCGGACAUGGGGCGAGGGAGCCACCCCUUGCGGCCAGUCGGCAGCGGGCCGAGGAGCGGGGGUCCGUGCGGAGCUCCGGGACUACAGAAGAGCAAGGCUGGGCCUUGAACCCGCAGGAACGGGAGACGUGAAGGGAGAGCUUCCCCGCUGAGCCUGUGCCAUCACUGCUGAAACACAGGAAUGUGAAGCAGGGGACCCUAAUUGAGGUUUACAGGAUGAGAGUAGUUAAGGGUGUGUUUUGUAUUUGCCGGAUUGGAGGUCUGGGCUGUGAGCGCCUUUGGGCAGUAUCUACCAACCUUUGUACUGCCAAGUAGAUAAGAUUUUAAAAGAGUCUUAAAAGAUACGCAUGUAGGUACAAAGAAAUCUUAGACUCUCCAAGUCAACUAUUCAUGAAUUACCGUCUUCAGCUUUGUUUUGCAUAAUCGGGAUUAGGCCCUUACCGUCUUGAGCACAAUGCUCUGGUAUUGUGUGUCUUCCCACUGAAGUCUGUAUGACAAGGGAACAUUACAAAAUGUUGACAAGGUCUGGUUCAAGAUCACGAGCCCACAAGUGGCAAGAUGCUCUUUUUUAUUGCUAAGUGCAGUGCUCUCUGAGUGUACAUAUGCAGUGCUCUUUUGCGUAGGUAGAAUCCUUGUGUUUGCUACCAGCAAUGUAUAAUGGUCAGAAUACUGACUUGACAAUCUGCAGUGGGUGUUUUCCCAAAAGCUGAAGAAAUAACAUGUAUUCCUAUGGAUUUAAACAGAAACAUCUCCUGUGUACCCACAAGCUUUAUUUAGUUGUGACUUCGUUGUAUCACUUAAGUAGCCACAAUAGGAUGAAUAUGUUGUACAUUGUCAGCAUCAGCCAGUUGUUUAUAAAAUUGAGUUGCAUGGGGAAUGUACAAGCACAAGUUCCCUGCUCCCAAAGUAUUUCCAUGUAGUGUGGCAAGAUUACCGUGACAGCUAGGAUGGCAAGCUGCACGGUCUUUGUGGCUGGAUGUUUACACGAAUAUGCACAUACACACAAACACACAAAGGCAGCUGGGUGCAAUUGAUUUAAUCCCAUAGGAGCAGAAGGUCGAUCUUUUCUUGCAAAGCUGGUCACUGGCUGAGGAGCAAAAGCUGUUUGCUCUGAGAGAACCAGAGCGUGGCUAUUCCAUAGCAGCUCUGUCCUGCUGUAUGCCCAUAGCUGGAGCAGUGACUUGUUUAGAGGAGACCUGAAACCUGGGGGGGCAGAGGUUGGGUUGCUGCAGGCCUAGCUAAAAGGAGUGCUCUCUUCCCUCCCAUCUCCCAGGCUGGCUUUCAGAAUGGCUGCAGUGGUAGCAUUGGGAAACACAUCAGAAGGAUGCACACCUCUAAUACAAAAUGUGUGGUCCUCUAGUUAAAAAAAAUUAAUAAUAAUUCUUUUGUAAUUUAACUCUUUCUGCCUGGUCCCUUCUUUUCCUUCACUUCAUCUGAGAUUCAAGGGUUUGAAAUCUAUUAAAACAUCCCACUCUUUGCUACAGUGGCUUCUGACAAAAAUGGCUUUGACACAGUUUGGGUGCAGUUUUGUGUGUCAUAAAAAUCAAACUCAGUUGUCUUCUCACCUUCUUUCUAUUUUUGUAAAUAAAUUACUUCCUUGAUUUAGGUAUUUUCUAAGACAGAGGUGGUAAUUUCUAUCUUUAAAAUAAUACAACAUCCAUUUUGAUCUGUCAAGCCUGAAGAGUGACCACUCCUUUCCUUUCCUUUCCUGCUGUCUUCCAGAGAAUACUUCUUUGGUUCAGAGAAAGUUUCCCAAUUUACAUAAUGAUUCUUCUUUAUGGGAGGGUUUUUUUCAUUCUCUGUUUCUCAGACCUUUUCCUAUAGAUGGGAACGGGGGAAGGAGCCCAGACGUGGCAGCUCAUUCACAGGCUCCUGCAGGACCACCAUGGCUUAUGAUGGCACCAAGAAGAAAGAAGAAUUCCUAGAGAGUCACCGAAGUGUUGACGACGGGCUGGCAUCUGGCAGGAUACAGCGAGAGAAAAAGCGCUCGUACAAGGAUCUUCUGCAAGAGGAAGAUGAGAUAGCAACUCAGGACAGUGAGUUUUUUCCAGGGACAGAACCUCACAAAAAGAAGAGAAAGCACUCCUCCGAUGAGUUCUGCUACAGAGGUGUCUCGCCUUUGGAUCUACCAUCAAAGAAGAAGAAAAAAGCAGCUUCUAGCCCAUCCUCAGCUGAUACAACCAUGGAUUUGCUCAAGGCUAUCACCACACCUUUGGCCACAAGCUCAAAGUCUUCAAAGAGGACCUCUGAAAAAUCAUCUCAUUCUUCCUCUGGCCAUUCUGAAAGCAGAAAGGAGCAUCCCAAGAAGAAGCUGAGUGGGAGCAGUGGGGAGCACUCAGUGGAUGACAGCAGCUCCCACAAAUCUAAAAAAAUGAAACCUCUUUACGUGAACACGGAGACACUUACUCUUCGUGAACCUGAUGGCUUGAAGAUGAAGCUCAUCCUUUCACCAAAAGAGAAAAGUAGUGCAGCAGAUGAUGAUUCUUUAUCCUACUCUUCAGCACCAGCAGCUGCAAAGAAAUCUUCAAAGAAAUCAGCUCGAGAUGAGCAAGGCUCAUUCCUGCUGGGGCACGAUCUGCAGAGCUUCCUGAAGUCAUCCCGAAAGAAGCACAAACUGCCUCCGGACUCACAUCCACCUUCUGAGAGUUUUGGUGCUGACACCUCCCUUCAUUCAGAGGGCCAUGCAAGCGAGUACGAGGUUGCAGGUAUGGAGGCACCACCAGAAUCUGGUUCUUCUUCUGGUGGAGAGUUGGAGGCUGGAGAGCUGGUGAUAGAUGACUCCUACCGGGAAAUCAAGAAAAAGAAGAAGUCAAAAAAAAGUAAGAAAAAAAAGGACAAGGAGAAACACAGAGAGAAGAAGCACUCCAAGUCUAAAAAGAGUUCUGGGCACUCUCCAGUGGCAGUAGCAGAAGUAAGAGUGUCACCACCACCUCCCAGUACCCCCUAUGUUGUUCCUCCACCUCCUCCUGCUGUUGUUCACUCAGAUGGUCAAGGUGAGAAGAGGAGGAAAAAGGAAGACAAGGAGAAGGACAAGUCUGAGAAAUGGGAAAAGGAGAAGGAAAGAGAGAAGGAGAAGGAAAGAGAGAAGGAGAAGGAAAGAGAGAAGGAGAAGGAAAGAGAAAAAGAAAAGGAAAGAGAGAAGGAAAAAGAAAGAGAAAAAGAAAAGGAAAAAGAAAGAGAAAAAGAAAAGGAAAAAGAAAGAGAAAGAGAAAAAGAAAAGGAAAGAGAAAAGGAAAGAGAAAGAGACAAACCAAAGAAGAAAAACAUGUCUGCUUAUCAAGUGUUCUGUAAGGAAUAUCGUACAAAUAUUGUGUCUGAGCACCCUGGAAUAGAUUUUGGGGAGUUAAGUAAAAAACUGGCAGAAGUGUGGAAGCAGCUACCUGAGAAGGAUAAACUGAUCUGGAAACAGAAAGCUCAGUAUCUCCAACACAAGCAGAAUAAAGCAGAGGCCACCACUGUGAAGAGAAAGGCAUCAUCUUCAGAUGGUGCACCAAAAAUGAAAGCUCUUCCAACAGGAGCGAUUUCCCCUCACAAAAAAUCCCCCACCAGCACCGUAGUGAUGCCUUCCUCACCAGCCAAAGCCCCUGAGACAGAUCCUAUUGAUGUAGCUGCACAUUUACAGUUGCUGGGUGAAUCUCUGAGCCUCAUUGGACACAGACUGCAGGAAACAGAGGGAAUGGUGGCUGUUUCAGGAAGUUUGUCAGUACUCCUAGAUUCAAUCAUCUGUGCUUUGGGCCCAUUGGCAUGUCUGACCACACAACUACCUGAGUUGAAUGGCUGCCCAAAGCAUGUUUUGUCAAACACGCUAGACAACAUUGCCUACAUCAUGCCUGGACUUUGAUGGGAAAGGACCCUGGGAUGUACUCAACCUCUGCGUAACUGACUUGUGUACAUGCACUACGCUGGCACUCCCGAAGGGCUCCAUGUGGAGGCUUUUAAAGUUUUAUAUAUGUAUAGUAUAUACAUAGGAUUGUAACUAUUUGACUUCUAUUUUAUGAAAAAUUGUGAAGUUAAGCUGAGAAAACCCUUUUGUGUUGGUGGGUGAAAUGUCCUCCAAUCUGAAAGUAUUUUGUACGAAGAAUUCAGAAAGCUUUUGAGAUACUCGCCUUAAAUUCAGAUUUAGUGGGGGAAGCAGACAGAGAAUGGACUUCUCAAUAUAAAGAAGAAAGCUGUCACCGUGAGAGGGGUCAUUGAAACAGGUGGCCCAGAGAGGUUCUUGACUCUCCUUCCUCGGUGAUACUCAGAAACUGAAUGAGCAGCCUGCUCUAGUUGGACUUGCUUUAAGCAGGGAGAUGGGCCAGAUGACCUCCUGAUAUCCCUGCCUAAACUAAAGUAUUCUGAUAUUCUGUGGGCAGGUAGAGAUGACAACAUAUUUUGGACCAAUUAAUAGAACUGAAUUCUUCACCAGCCCUAUUUGUAACUCUUUUUCUGUUUAAAAUCCACUUCUUGAGGGGAAAGCUGGAUAGCUUUUUGCUUCUUGGUCACUUUUUCCAACCCCUUCUCCUCAGUCAGUAAUAACUGAAAGUUAUCAGCUGGCUGGUCUGGUAGCUGGCAUUUGAAGUGAAGUAGAAGACAACAACAAGAUAAAUUUUUCCUUGUGGACUCAUACUCAAAUCAUCAUUAGCACAAUGUAUCAACCCAUUGCAUUGGCUUGAGAGAAUGAACCUCCUGCUGAUUUUUCCAUGGCAUGGUCAGCCUGCUUUGAUGGAAAGGAGUAGGGAAGCAGAUGGGAAAAACUUGGAUUGCUUCUGCCCAUCUUGCACCUGUUUUGUGAAAUGGCUCAUCCCCCAUCCCUCUCACCAGCACUAUUUCAGGAGCUGUGGUGCUGCUGCAGGGCAGUGACCAGUGGCCAGUGUGAAGCAGUUAUGACCGAGUAAGGCACAUGUGGGUUGAUUGGACUGGUUUCCCUUCCUUCCAGCCACAUACUUGGAGUUUGGUUUUCUGCUCCUCUGGAGGAGGAGCCGCAGGAGAACGCUUGAUUCCUAUUUAGGCUUUUGUCUGUGUGUAUGUAUGUGUAUGUGGUGUUCAUAUCACAUGUAUUUAACUUCUACCAAUAUCUGUAACAGAUUUUAAUUUAUCCUGUAUAUUUCUCUGUGUGUGUAUAUAUUUAUAUAUAUAUACAUAAUUUAAAAGCAAAAAUUCCUCCCUCAGCCAACAGUGUGUGGAAAAUGUGAAUCAAGUUUGCCUCACCUCACUUCCUGCAGGAAUCAACUCUGUGUAUAGUAGUUAGCAUGGGCAUUGUGUAAGGAAACACCAGGAAGAUUCUAAGUGUUUGUAGAAACAGGCUAUCUUGUGAAGGUAGGCAGAACAACUGAAAUAUCAUUUGACUCAGGCCUUAUCAUCUCUGUAACAGGAAAGUUUUUAAAUUACAGAAGAGGCAUUUUUUACUUCCAAGUAAGUCAAGCUUCUGUUUUUCAGGACAGUUGAAAGUGAGCUGUCCCUUAUUGUGGCUGAGCCCCACAUCAGAAGUAAAUUGAAUCCUGCGGUGUGGAGGAGGGUUUUUCUCCCCAUGCCUCUUUGCCACAUCUUCCCUAGAUGUGCCUGUACAAGGUAGUCUGUCUCUUAAGGAUCUUCUCUCAGUGCAGUGAGGGGUUUUCUCAGCAGAGGAGGCGCUGAAGAUUCUCAGACCACCAGACCAGAACGCACAUUUUAACAAUUUAGGACAAAUCCUAAUGAGCCUGGAAUUAGGAAGGGCCCAGGAGGGAGGCAGUCCAAUCCUGCUUCAGAUCCUGGCCCAUAUUAAAGCAUCUGCUGUUGUGAGCAGCAGAAAAUAACUGGCUCUUUCCAGCCCUUCACAGUUGAGAGCAUUGUGGUGAAGGCUGCUUUUGGAUCUGCUUUUGGAAACAGAAGGGGAUCAGCUUUAGCUUUGUCCUCUGUACAAUAGAAAACUCUUGAAGAGUGAAAAACACACACGACCCUGGUGUAUUGUAUUUUUAUUAAAAUUUGUACACUUUGUAUAAUCUGUAUCUUGUGGUAUUUGGUACUAUAGGGAAAACUUUGUCAAGACUUAGCAGUUUUUAUAUUUUUGUUAUUUCUUUGCUGUUUGGUCCAGAUUACAUUACAAUUAUACACAGACUUUUUUGUACUGUACUUAACAAUAUAAUUUUUUUUUU
Messenger RNA from Corvus hawaiiensis (hawaiian crow), 6209 nucleotides. RefSeq names its product HMG-box containing 4 (gene HMGXB4). Bases 1874 to 3937 code for a protein of 687 amino acids. The transcript is spliced from 10 exons. The record is from RefSeq and is a predicted model, not a curated record. Lineage: Eukaryota; Metazoa; Chordata; Aves; Passeriformes; Corvidae.